Molecule: messenger RNA, 2395 nt
Organism: Paramecium sonneborni
Lineage: Eukaryota; Ciliophora; Oligohymenophorea; Peniculida; Parameciidae
Source: the annotation of a GenBank genome assembly
AUGGAUUUAACACAAUCACAAGAAUAAGACAAAAUAAUACAAUACUAUUUGAACUAAUAAAUUAAAAAAGUUGCCGAUGAAAGAUCAUAGCUCACUCAACAAUAAGAAUAAGAAAGAAAUAAAAUCAAAUUAUAAGUUUGGGAAUUUCUAAAUCAAUAAUAACCAAUUUAAUAAUCUCGUCUUAGUGCAACACCUUUAAGUCUAAUAUCUAAUAACUCGGCUUAAUCUGAUCGUUUAGAUGUCUAAAUGGAUAAAUCUAAAAUUAAAUAAUAGAGUUAGAAAUUUGAAUAAUCUAUGCAAUUCUAAAAAGAGUAACCGAAUUUCCAAAUCAAUUAUCACUCUUUUGUUGAUUCCAAAGACCAAUAAUAUAAGUAACUAGAUUUCCUUAUUGCCCAAUAUGAAUAAAAAACAAAGAAUUUACCUAGAAAUUAUUUCAAAAGACAACAACCUGACCAUGUUUCUAAUUAGCUUUAAUAGGAUCAUGAUGACAAUGAUGAAUAGUAUAAUUAAGAUUUUGAAUAGGAUGAAGAAAUCUAAGAGCUUAUUGAAGAAGAAUUACAAGAAUCCUAAAUGUAAAUCCAAUAAUAGUCUUUAUAAAAUAAUUAAUAAGAUAACUAAACUGCUUAUAACAACUUAAUCAAACUAAGAAUCGAAAGAUUAGAUACUAGUGUUGCUAAUGCUGAAAAUUCCAAACUCAAUGAUUUAAGUAAAUUAUCUGAAUCAUUAAGUGAUUUGAAAGUAAAUCCUAACGAAACUUAUAAAAUACUUGAAAUUAGUAAAUAAGUUGAUGCUUCUAAAUAAACCACCUUUAAAUUUGAUCAAACUCUAAUGUAAACUAAAUCAAAUGAUGAACCCUUAAUUGAGUAAUCCUAAUAAUCUAUGUCUUCCAAAUUAUUAGAAUUAUCUUAAUAAUAAUCCAAAUUGUAUGAAAAACAAAAAAUAGAUUACCCUUAAAUGCCUACACUUGAUCAAGAAUAUUCAUAUAAAAUUUAAGAUCAAUCUCAAGUUGCAAGGUCUUUCUAUCCUAAUAAAUAACUUGAUUAAAUUUCUAAAUUUGAUUAAUCUAAACUUUAAUAAUCACACUUUGAACAAUCAAAACUUUAGUAACCAAAAAAUUAAUUUGAUUAAAUUCAAAAAAGCAAUAUUACUAAUGAAGUUUAAUCUAAAUAUAAUUAAUAAGAUCAAUCAUUUAGAUUAGCAGAAUAAUAAAAGAAUUUUGACUUUUAAGAUAAAUCUAAUGUAUCUAAUUAAAUCUAGUCUAAAUUUACAGAAUAAUACUAAAAUUCUCAUUAACCUUCUAAAUUUAGUGAACCAACAAAAAGAAUUCAAUCAUCUGAAUUUGAAAAAUAACAAUAUUAUCCAAAUUAUACUUGUGCAAAUUCUAAUAUAACAAAAUAGUAUAAACCUUAAUCAGCUCUUGAAAGCGAAUAAAUAAAUGAAGAUUUUUAACAAAAUUAAUAAAAUAAUAAUUAUCUAGAAGAUGAAGAAGAAGCAUUUUCUGAAGACGAAGAUCAUAAUAAAUAAUUUUAUUAAUUUAGUAUUAAAUUUGAAGAAUAAGAUGAUAAAGAAAAAUAAAAAAAAUUUGAAGCAUUGAAAAAAAAGAAAUUAUAAGAAAUGGAAGAAUUAAAGUAACUUCGUUAAUAAAGAAAUAAAGAAUAAUAGUAAUAAAAUAAUUAACCUAAUAAACGUGAUCAAUCCCCUCUUAUGCCUAGUGCUUCUUUAAAAAGAUUAUAACAAUAAUAAUAAUAAUAAUAACAAUCAUAAUAACAAUAACAAUAAUAAUAGUUAUAAUAAUAAUAAUAGAUAUAUUAAUAACAAUAAUUAUAUUAAUAACAAUAAUUUUAGUAAAAAAAUCUAUUUUAAGAUAAUUAGCAUUAAAUAAUUCAAACUUCAAUGCCUUAGUCAAAACGUAAUGCUUCAGCUAAUAGAAAAUCUCCAAUGGCCAGAUAAAAAGAAACUGCUCAUUUUUGUUAAGAUAUAGACAGAUCUAUUUCGGUAGAGAAAAAUAAAAAAAAUAAUAAAACAAUUCUAAAAAAUGCAAUAACAUAUGUAUGUUUAGCUGGGGAGCCAAAUAAAAGAGAAAGAGAAACAAUUUUAUAAAAAUUAGAUGGAGUUGAAGCUGAGCAUUUCAUAAUUUUAUUUAAAACUUAUGGUCGAUCGGUAAGAAAUAAAAAAUAUUAAGGACUUUCGAGCUUUGUAUGGAUAUGCAGUUGACUCAUAACCUUAUUUAAUAUUUGGAUAAGGAAAAUGCCCUCAAGUUUUAACUUCUGAGAUGGUGAAAACAUUUUUCAAAUAUGAUUCCGGAGCUAAAUAGUUUAAAGCAAUAGAUGGAAACAAGUAAUUUACUAUUAUGGUUGAUGCUGUUUAAUUAAGAAAAUGAAUUGAAUUAUUUAAU